AUGUUCGGCGGUUUCUCUCAGAGUGAUAAUUUAAUUUUCGUUCAAGCCAACGUUAAAACCUUAUGCGGAGACGAAUUUCGCCAGCAGCGGAAAGUGAAACUCGACGAGGAAGGAAGUUUUCUGGCGGUUAUUCGACCCGUCAUAGUUCUUGGCCAGUCUUUUGGGAUUUUCCCCGUUCUGGGAUAUGGCAGAGCACGAGCGAGUGAGAUACACUUUAGAGUAUUUUCGGCGAGGAUGCUGUAUUCGCUGCUCAUGCAGAUUGGCGGGAUGAUAAUGUCCUGCUUCUCACUGGCUACCCUGUGGACAGCUGGAGUGAAGUUUUCAAAAGUUUUGUCCUCGGUAUUUUUCACGACCAACCUUUGCAUAAGUUUGAGCUUCACAGUGCUCGCCCGUCGCUGGUCGGGAUUGAUGAUAGAAUGGGAAAAUACCGAGCAAAGUCUUCCGCAGAGACCACAGCUUUCCGCCAGCAACAGAAAGGUACGCCGGAAAGUCAUAAUCAUUAUGUCAGUUUUGAUGACAACAGCUCUCUUUGAGCACGCUCUCUCGAAACCAUCCGGCUACUACAGAGCGUUGGAAUGCGGAAUAACUGAUCCAUUGGAGGCGAAUUUGAUGCAGGCUUUUCCGGAGAUGUUUUCUUUCAUCCCAUUUAAUGUUUACGUUGGUUUUAUCGCACAAAUUGUAACCACCUUUCUUACUUUCUACUGGAACUAUGUCGAUCUGUUUGUGGUUGUGAUCAGUAUAGGCCUGCGGCAGAAUUUGAAACAUGUUAACAAUAUUAUCCUGGAUGCAAAAACUAAGUAUCACUUGGAUUCGUUCUGGCAUGACCACUGGAAGCACUACCAACGAGUUUGUGAGCUCGUGCAUCUGUUCAAAACGAAAAUUGCGUUUUUUGUCGUAAUAUCUUGUGCUAAAAAUUUAUUCUUCAUUUGUGUCCAACUGGUUGGGUUAGUGAGACCAUACCCAGAGGUUGUAGUGGUAAUUUACGUCUGGUAUUCGCUUGCUCAUUUAAUAACUAGAAUGAUACUAGUGGCAGCAUACGCAGCUGCAAUCCAUGAUGAAUCCAAGAGAAUUUUACCGCUGUUCCAUGUCAUUCCGACGAAAUACUAUAGUAAAGAGAUAGAACGGUUCCAUGAACAGGUAGAGAAUGACACAAUUGCCCUUUCAGGCUACGGAUUUUUCCACCUCACCAGGAAGCUGAUACUAAAGAUAUCCGCUACGAUCGUUACAUAUGAGUUGGUUUUACUGCAGCUGAACGAGGCCGAGGAAAGACAGGGUCACCCAAAUCCGUGCAAUUAA
Toxorhynchites rutilus septentrionalis is the source of this 1296-nucleotide messenger RNA. Its product is annotated as gustatory receptor for sugar taste 64e-like. Lineage: Eukaryota; Metazoa; Arthropoda; Insecta; Diptera; Culicidae. Bases 1 to 1296 code for a protein of 431 amino acids. The transcript is spliced from 6 exons. Gene Ontology annotation, cellular component: membrane. Gene Ontology annotation, molecular function: sweet taste receptor activity. Gene Ontology annotation, biological process: sensory perception of sweet taste; detection of chemical stimulus involved in sensory perception of taste. The record is from RefSeq and is a predicted model, not a curated record.